Pieris macdunnoughi is the source of this 1101-nucleotide messenger RNA. NCBI's taxonomy places the organism in Eukaryota, Metazoa, Arthropoda, Insecta, Lepidoptera, Pieridae. The record is from the annotation of a GenBank genome assembly.
AUGGAUUGGAAGUUAAUUGCAGUUCUAAAUGUUGUGCUAUGUGUAACAGCAGCACAUCCACCGCGUGCUGCGAAAUCCGAACAGACUUUUAUCAAAUAUUUUGGCAAAGAAGAAAAGAUUAAUGCGGAAAAUGACAAGUCUGAACGUCAAGAGGAAUAUGUGGAAUCAUAUCCCUCUUAUGAGUUCUCGUAUAAAGUUUCGGAUCCUCAUACUCAUGACUAUAAAGGACAACAGGAAAAACGACAUGGUGACAAAGUCAAUGGGAACUACUGGCUAAUACAACCCGACGGACGCAAGCGCCUAGUCAAAUACCAUGCCAAUGAUCACAUCGGAUUCAAUGUCCUUAUAGAUUAUUCACAAAAAGAUAACGAGAAAGGUGAAGAAGCUGAAACUAAGGAAAAUGGUGAAUCCAAUGCUGAAAACGAUAACGAAAAAAGAACUUGGCAUGUUAUUCACGAUUAUAAAAUGAAGAAAGCAUCAAGGGAAUGGGGCUCGCAAGAAGAAAGCAAUGCUAGCGCCGGCCAGUCGAAAGAAAAUGCAGAAUCUGGCCAAAGUGAAGGCCGGGAUCAACAAAACUCACGACAAAGUGAAGCCCAAGAAACUGACAGAUCACGAAAUAGCCAGGAAGGCAGGAGAGAAAAAAGUAAAGAAAGCACUGAGAGAAAUUCCAAUGAAAGACGUAAAGAAGGUGGAGGUGGAGGUUCCAGGGGGAAAAAUGAAAAUGAGUCUAGUCGUGGAAACUCUAAUGAACAACAAAAUUCAGGUCAGUCUGUAAGUAGUAAAGAAAACUCUAAAAGUGAAAAGAGCGGAGAAAAAAUAUAUUGGUAUCGUAUUCCACAUAAAUAUUUAAAAAAAGGUUAUGCAGUUAUUGAUGAAAUUAAAAAGGAGAAUAGAGAAGAAAACAAGGAAUCAAAUGAAGGAGUUGCAGGUAGAAGUACGGAGACAGCAAAUGAGCAGUCAGCUGAAAGCGGCAAUAGAUCCAAUGAAGAAAAAAAUGAGGCGAGUGGAGAGCAAAACAGCGCUCGGCGUGAGUCAAGUGAGAAUGGAAGUAAAGAAAAGGUGUAUGGAUAUAAAUCUUACGUUUACCACAUUCGCCACUAA